This is a messenger RNA of Mollisia scopiformis, 758 nucleotides long. RefSeq lists its product as uncharacterized. Lineage: Eukaryota; Fungi; Ascomycota; Leotiomycetes; Helotiales; Mollisiaceae. The record is from RefSeq and is a predicted model, not a curated record. Bases 225 to 725 code for a protein of 166 amino acids. The transcript has 2 exons.
UCUCCGUGUCCCAAGACACCUUAUUUAUGUCUCUCUUGAACUCUUGUCUGACAUGAACUCAAAUACCUACUCUACCAUCAGAUCACGCAAGGCGGCUGAUUCAAGUACAAUAUUCUCAGUCCGUGUCAAAUAGCCGUCCUGGCGGGAGCCUCUUGUCGCACAUCACUUUUAAUCAAAAUGCAAUCAAAAGAAGGCCAGCAUCAGCUCACGGGUUCUCCUCUCAGAUGGGCACAUCUGACCCUUUCAUUCAUCAUCUCGAUCUCUGUUCCAAACUCAAACCAAAAAAACAAGACGACGCACUUUCUUCUCACUCACUAACUUACUCACCACCUUUUCACCCUCAUCAUCACUCAUUUGCUCAAAAGCGCGCACCAGAUAACUCACUCAGACUGCACGCACGCAACACAUUCCCAACGCAGACUGGACUAGAGAGCCACGCACUCCUGCCCCACCGCACCCUGGUUGGCGUCGCGGUGGCGUUUUCAGUGGCGGCCUUGGCGCAUAAAUCGCCAGCCCUUGCCCGCUUGGAGCAGCCGAGAGCCAUGCAGCCCAUGCAGCGAGCAGCAGCCACGACCACCUUUGGUCUCGUUCCGACCGAGCCAAUCACCACCCGGUCGUCGAGAUGUUUCGUUCGUAAAGCAAGACUCUUGUUUCGGCCGAGGGAAGAAGAGAGAGAAGAAGCUUUCGGGGGAAAUACUACUGUGUAUCCAGUGAUUCCAGUCUGAGAUGAGAUGAUGUGAUCUGACCUGCUCUGCUCU